Paramacrobiotus metropolitanus is the source of this 5370-nucleotide messenger RNA. RefSeq lists its product as uncharacterized. The record is from RefSeq and is a predicted model, not a curated record. The coding region runs from base 876 to 3614 and encodes 912 amino acids. The transcript has 2 exons. NCBI's taxonomy places the organism in Eukaryota, Metazoa, Tardigrada, Eutardigrada, Parachela, Macrobiotidae.
GCUACGCCAGCUGGAUUACGUGUCUGUGUUGUGUCUCGCUCUGAUUGGCUAGUGGGCGCGGCUUAGCACGUGCUGCACAGUGUUACACACUGUUGAAUAGGCUCUACGAUUUGCGAUCGAGCUGCGCCGAUCACUUGUUGAUUUCUGGUCUCCAGACUUUCAAUAUUAUUAAAAGUCAGCGAUUACGGUGCGACGUUUUGUGUUUCCGCAUAACUCGCAAUCCAGAUCGUAUUGCUCACUCCACGGGAUAGAUUCCGUUUCUGUCUCCGUCCCUGGAUCCAUUCUGGAUCUAGCUUUAGAUGGUAGCAGAGCCGACAGCGGUUCUCUGAUUGAUUUGAUUUGAUUUGUCAGGCAUAUUUGGCCUGUUAUUCAACGUGUUAUCCGCGACCAGCAAGGCGCAGGUCUGUUCCACAGCAAAGCGCACACCACAAGUGGUGCAAGUUCCUCAUCUGACGCGGAUUACUAGCUUUGGCUUUCGGUACAGUGUCUUCAGCGAAGACCUGUGCUGUUUCCUCAGCUGUGAAAGAGUUCAAGAGUUCAGUCGUCGGUGUUCCUCGGUGUAGAGUCUUCAGCGAAGACCUACACUGGUGUCACCGAUACUCGGCAAGGCUUCAGCGAAGCCUAAGCCGUGGGCCACAAGAGGCGAAGCGCCGAAAGGGGCGCACGGGAAAAGACAGAUCAGACUCCUCCAAACUGGUUGUAGAGCACUACUGUUGCUACGGCACAGCCGGCACAGUAAUAGAUUAAUAGCGCGAGGCACGCUACGGAACAGCGGCGACGCGGGAGCGGAGUUGGAAGAAGAAUCUGGAUCAUUCGGAUCAUUUUUCCCGUGGAACGCGGAAAGGAUGGACGGUUAACAGAUUUUAAACGGAAAGAUGGCACAAAAAGGUCAAGCCAACCGACGAAGCCAGGGAACACUUCAAACGGACGUCGAUCAGUCUACGGGCUAUAACCCAAGGUGUCCGGACUGCUUUCGCAAUAACAGAAAGGUCGAUAAGAAGUUCCCGUGCUACGCAUGUGUCCACAAGUUGGGAGACCCACAUAUUGUUUCACUCAUGGGAUUAAUGGAAGCCAAACGAGGGAACAUGGACGUUUUUCGAAACCUCAUCAGCGCGAGGAAUUACGGUAGCAUUCCAGUGGAAGAACGAAUGCUACUCGAGGAUCGUUACCGGGAAGCGAUCCAGAACAACGAAAGUGGCUGGGACGAGACUCUGGAGCCAUUGAAAUGCCCACAAACGGAUGCAUACCGUAAGAAGUUUGAGGAGGAUCAGGAGAAGAUGCGACGACAACAGUUGGAGGUUGAACUCCGAGCGAAGAUUAAUGCGGCGAAUCAAAAGGCGAGCGAACAGGCCGCACGGGAGGCGCUGCCCAAUCCGUCGAGCUCGACUGUACCGACAGCCAGCCUCAAUGAAGACGAAGCACAGCUGAUACGCCAGUCGCUCAUCAUUCAAAUCGACACGCUGACGAGUGAUCCGGCUGCCAUGCAACAGGAUUUGUUCGAUGCGCUGUUGCGGGAAAAGUUGAGACUGCAGAAGGGUUUCGCUCCCGCGCCAUACAUAAAGAAGGCAGUCGAAGAACGUAUGGAAGUGCUGCGCAGAUCCCGUCAAAACGAAAGUAAUGUACUGCAAGCGCUUAGAGGAUUUAGACGAGAUGACGGGUUUACACGACCUCGUUCGCCUCCGCAUAGAGAAAGGUCACGCGGACAUUCACGCGAACAUGAGCGGACUUCGGAAAGACGAAGCGAACGGUCACGUGAACACUCCCGCGAAAGGACACGGGAUUAUUGUAGUGAAAGGUCACGCGAACGUUCCCGCGAUCGCGAUUAUCGUGGCGGAAGAGGCUGGGUGCGUCAUGGAAACGAGAUAACUGAGACGAGUAUUCAGCGCAAAAUCGAUACGGCAAAGAUUUUAGCAGCGACAAGAGGACGUGAGGAACAACGGCGUGCGGAGACUUACCGCACAGAGCCUGAAAAGAAAGGUCAUCAGGUGCCGUUGGAAGUUGGAUUCCGUAACCGCAACGUUAGAAUGUCAACACCUGAAAGGUCAUGGGAUAAAAGACGCGAACACACGCGAAAUCGAACACCAGACCCACAGGAUAAACGCUGGCAGGAAAGAGCCAGGUAUUAUGCGGGUUUUGAAUCUAGCGCCAGUAAAAGGUCAUCGAGCGCAGAAAGGGAAGACUCACCCCCAAAGUAUCAAAGAAUGGAGUCAACUGUCCAUGUGGUGGACCCAAUUAUUAGCGCUGCUCAAGACGAUGACCCAAUGGAAGGAGCUAGUUCAAUUGCAGAAGCGUCCCAAGCAAAUGUGACGCAUCGACGAAACGUAAUUCUGGACAGCGACCUCCAACCGGCCACACCGGCGAGUAAUGAACCGCCGCAGGCAGAAUCAGGAGAACGAAGCGCACAAGAAAGUCAGCGCGAACCGGAUGAACGUCGCGAAGUUGAUCGGCGAACGACUUCUCGAUUCAAUAACCGACACCCCGACACAAUCGAUAUGGUAUACGACAUGCGCGACACCGAUGAACAAAAGACAGAAAUUUGCCGAUACAUGGGGAUCGAAGACGAUUCGGCGGAUGCGAAUAAGAUCCAUACAAUUCUGAACCAGCUGCGUCAAUUUUUAUUCGAUUCGGGCUAUGCGAAAGAAAUUAAAGAGGGAGUGGAACAAGGAAGCUUCCGUCAAUUAUACAUUCCCCGCGAUUCAGCAAGGGAUUGUUACCUCCCUGUCCGACGAAACGGAUUACAUAGUCUGCUGGAUUUGAAUUUGUUGGACGUGCCACUGGAUACGACUGACCCAGUCGGGAUGACACAAUUCUAUUAUAGAGAUUAUCCCGAACGACAAGAAUAUGUGGCUCAGUUUGUUUUACGACACGUGAAUCCAGCCUUCAAGUUGCUCGCAGCAAGAGCAUCGAUCGGACUACAAGUGGAUCCUAAAGACCAUGCCGCAAGAAGGAUGGGGCAAAAGGUUUUUGCUGCGAGAUUGGCACAUUAUAAGACACAUAACCAGUUGGUGUCCAAUACAAUGAAGGACGAUAUCCCACCACUCUUUCGACCUCACGUGGCGAAAUUGGGCGAACCUAUGGAACAUGUUGGAAUAGCCCAUACGGCAAGAAAGGCGCUGAAAAAGUGUAAGAUAAGAAUGGAAAAGGGCAAUCUUACACAACGCCAUGCCUCCCAGGUUGAAGAGAGGAUUAAUAAGAUCAAAGACACCAUGGGAAGUGACUACGUCGAACCUUUUGACGGAGUUGAAAUGUACGUCGACGAAUUCCUUGUAAAGAAAAGUGAUCGACGCCCGGAACGCGCUCCUAACCAGAUAGGACGGCGCGGCCUAAGAAACCAGCAACUCCGCGAUAACCUCGCCGACGUGCAACGGAGACUGGCGGAUGACCCUAAUAACCGGAGACUCCGGUUAGAAGAAAAUGACGCGCGUCAUCGAGUUGAGGCGGUUAAGCGCAGUCGCCAAGGGAAAGGUCGUGGCCAGCGGGAAGUUGACCCGACAAAGGUCAUCGGAGUUGAUGUAACGGGACCGGUCGACCGAACAUCUGACCGCAAUCAACCGGAAAGUUCUAAGAAGCGCCCGCCAAGAGAUGGCGAGGACGAUUCAAAUGAAAUGGAAUAGUGUUGAUCGUUAGGAUCACACUAUUAAAAAGGGCGUCUACGGCAAUUGUCGGUACGUCACAAGAAUGAGAAAUGGUGUUGUAUAAAGGCGACGUGACUUGUUCACAUAAACUGUAUUCGUGUAUUGUUGUUUUCAGCGUUUAUAGCACAGAAUUGCCUGAAAGAAAUCAUGUGGAGCAUCUAUUGGGGUUGAAAUUGAUCCGGUCUAUAAAGCCGGCCCCAAGGGAGUUGUUACGGCAAUUAGCCGGCUCACCUCCUUAAGCGAUUCAGUGUUAUAAAUUUGCAAGAGAAACUACGGUAAUCAAGCCGGAUCUCUUGAAUACGAAAGCGGGCCACAAGCGGCGAAAAAGAGAAAGACAACAGGUGGAAAUUUUAAUGGGGUAAACUUGAUGCGGCAGUCAGCCGGCCUCAUUAGAGUUGCUACGGUAAACUAUGCCGGCAAUCUCUCCCAAGCGAAUCAGUGUUAUAAGUCAACGAGAGAAAUAGCGGUAACCAAGCCGGAUCUCUCGUACGGAAGCUGGGCCACAAGCGGCGAACAAGAGUAAAAGAUUUAAUGUGGAAGCGUCAUGGGGUAAAUUUAAUGCGGUAGUUAGCCGGCCCCAUCAGAGAUGUUACGGUAAACUCUGCCGGCAUUCUGGCCGCUCGAGGCAUAUUGAAGUGGGAUGUGCGACGGAAAGGUCAACCUGCAAGUUCUACCAGGGAGGCAAGCGAAGAAGCGCUUGACGGCCGCAGAAAAUUGGCUAAGUUCCUCCAUGACCUUUAAUGGAAGUUGAAGAAAAGUUGGAUGACCUUUGGGAUCAUUACCGCCCAAGAGAGUCACCGUAUUAGAAUUCAAGUCGCAUGACCUUUUGGGACCAUUAACCCAAAUGAGUCGCACAUCCCGGAUCAUCUCAACAGAAAGAUGACCUUAUCAGGGAGGAAGCGAACUACGCUUGUCUGCAUGACGUCCCUCCAUGACUUUUAUGGAUCUCAUUUGAAAGUCGUACAAUUGAUACGCACCUUAUUCCAAAGAAUGAAGCAGUAUUCCUAAGUCGUACUUGAUACGCACCUGAUUCUCAAGCGGAUUGUGAUGAAAGUCGCACUAUGGAUGCGCGGAAUUGCUCAAGCGAGCGGAAUGGGCCAAAGUGCGGAAAACGGUGGACAGGACCUGUGACCUUUACGAGUCAGAAAUGGAGGAUCCUAGUCUACAUUUGAUUAAUACUUUUGUUGAUCUUAUAACUGUUGAUCUGUUUUUGUAUUAGAAUUGAUACGGAAUAGUAUUUUAAUACAGAUCUCUUUAUUUCACAUUGUGCAUUUGGAAUUAUGUGAUUAAAUGGAUUAAGAGAUUUGAUGUUUUUGAGCACGCACAGACACCGGCGACCGCCGUCUUUUCGUGGAUUCGGGAGUAUGUUCAGCCUCAACGGAGCUCGGCAUCCCCCCAGAGGCAUGUGAGCGGGGGUUCACUAGCGUUCACGUCCGCGACGCUACGCCAGCUGGAUUACGUGUCUGUGUUGUGUCUCGCUCUGAUUGGCUAGUGGGCGCGGCUUAGCACGUGCUGCACAGUGUUACACACUGUUGAAUAGGCUCUACGAUUUGCGAUCGAGCUGCGCCGAUCACUUGUUGAUUUCUGGUCUCCAGACUUUCAAUAUUAUUAAAAGUCAGCGAUUAUGGUGCGACGUUUUGUGUUUCCGCAUAGCUCGCAAUCCAGAUCGUAUUGCUCACUCCACGGGAUAGAUUCCGUUUCUGUCUCCGUCCCUGGAUCCAUUCUGGAUCUAGCU